GUUGCUUUUCCUCGAGACUAAGAAAAAAAAAAUUAGUUCCGCUUGACUCAGGGUCCUUCUUGACUUCAAAAACUCAUCACCACGCCUUUCCUUCCCUAUCAUCUCGAGUUCAUAAACUCUUCAUCUCAUAAUACCCCCCAAUUUUCGCUCCUUUUCUUUGCAGACUGCACGCUGCAACUUUUUAGGUUGUGUGUUUUUUUUACAAUCAAUCAGAUCAGCCAACUCGAGACGCGACAUCAUCUCGUCUUCUUCGUUUGCGCUGAACUUUUUCGCCUCUCGUAGUCAUAGCAACCCGAUCAUCACAAACGCGAGCAGCCAUCAUCAUGUCUUACGGCGGUGGUUACAACUCCCGUGGUGGAGGAGGCUAUUCUAACGGCCACAACAAGUAUGGAGGUCAUGGAGGUCACGGCGGUGGUCGCGAGGAGCAUGGUUACGGCAAUGGUUAUGGCGGUGGCGGUGGAGGCUACGGCGGUGGAGGUUAUGGUGGAAGCGGAGGCGGUGACAAAAUGUCCAACCUCGGAGCUGGUCUUCACAAGCAAAACUGGGAUCUUAGUGCCCUCCCCAAGUUUGAGAAGUCUUUCUAUAAGGAGGAUGAAGCUGUUGCUCGACGACCCGCCAGUGAAGUUGAGCGAUUCCGAAGAGAUCACCAAAUAACCAUUUCUGGCCGCGAUGUCCCUAAGCCUGUUGAGACGUUCGACGAGGCUGGCUUCCCUCGAUAUGUGAUGGAUGAAGUCAAGGCACAGGGCUUCCCCGCUCCUACUGCUAUCCAAUCUCAGGGAUGGCCCAUGGCUCUUUCAGGUCGCGACGUCGUCGGUAUUGCCGAGACGGGUUCCGGUAAAACGCUUACUUACUGCCUUCCGGCAAUUGUCCACAUCAACGCCCAGCCUCUAUUGGCACCCGGCGAUGGCCCUAUCGUGCUUGUUCUUGCCCCUACUCGAGAACUGGCCGUACAGAUUCAGCAGGAGAUUACCAAAUUCGGUAAAUCCUCGCGCAUUCGCAACACAUGUGUCUACGGUGGUGUUCCCCGUGGUCCUCAGAUCCGUGACCUUUCCAAGGGUGUCGAGGUCUGCAUUGCCACUCCUGGUCGUCUGAUCGACAUGCUCGAAGGUGGUAAGACCAACCUUCGCCGAGUGACUUAUUUAGUCCUCGACGAGGCUGAUCGUAUGCUGGACAUGGGUUUCGAGCCCCAGAUUCGCAAGAUCAUCAGUCAGAUUCGACCUGACCGUCAGACUCUCAUGUGGUCUGCAACCUGGCCGAAGGAAGUCCGUGCUCUGGCUGCCGAAUUCCAGACCGAUUUCAUUCAGGUUAACAUUGGUUCCAUGGACCUGUCCGCUAACCACCGUAUUACACAAGUCGUCGAGGUUGUAUCCGAGGGCGAGAAGCGCGAUCGCAUGAUUAAGCAUCUCGAGAAGAUUAUGGACAACAAGGAGAACAAAGCUCUUAUUUUCGUAGGUACAAAGCGAGUCGCUGACGAGAUUACGCGAUUCCUCCGCCAAGAUGGCUGGCCGGCCCUUUCUAUUCACGGCGACAAGCAGCAGAACGAACGUGACUGGGUCCUUGACCAAUUCAAGACUGGAAAGAGUCCUAUUAUGGUAGCCACCGAUGUUGCUUCACGUGGUAUUGAUGUGCGCAACAUCACUCAUGUGAUCAACUAUGACUACCCGAACAACUCUGAGGAUUAUAUCCACCGUAUUGGCCGAACUGGCCGUGCGGGCGCCAAGGGCACUGCCAUUACUCUCUUUACUGCUGACAAUUCUAAGCAGGCUCGUGAUCUAGUAUCAGUUCUUCAAGAGGCCAAGCAGCAGAUUGAUCCUAGACUUCAUGAGAUGGCCCGUUACGGCGGUGGCGGUGGUGGAGGCCGCUACGGCGGACGAGGUUACGGUCGUGGCGGUGGCGGUGGUGGUCACCGAGGCGGCGGUGGUGCAGGUGGUGCUAAUGCUCUGCCCAUCAACAACCGACGAUGGUGAUUACCUCCAUCGAGGGUGUUUAGAACGUCGUAAAGUAUUCGCCGGAUUGCAUUUUUUUUCUUUUAUCGCACAUAUGCACAAAUGGCGUUGUGUUUAGAGGUACGGAUGUUUAGACGUCGUUAUGUCGACACUUUGCGAAGGUAUCUGUGCAUGUCGAUGCAGAUUUUGCGCAUUCCGCACAACCUAAUUUGGUCACCCAACGAGCUACAGGAAUUACACCAAGAUGAGAGAGACGUGGAAAGUGCAGAAUUUAUUCUGCCUUGGUCCUGCAAUGAAGCAACUCUGGACUUGAGGCCGUACAACUUGCCAAUUUUUGACUUUCGAGUCGAGAGAAGAGGUAUGUUGCUUACUGACUUGUGCAGAAUUGGACUUGCUUCAAGGCCUAUCCUGGGGUCAUAUGUAUAUGUAGGCUUUCAUCUGCGUUGUUCUCGCUAGGAGACGAUGCGGUUAAGUACGUAGCAUGAAUUCGAGGUCUACUGCUAUAAGAA
Daldinia caldariorum is the source of this 2455-nucleotide messenger RNA. Its product is annotated as p68 RNA helicase. The record is from RefSeq and is a predicted model, not a curated record. Gene Ontology annotation, biological process: rRNA processing. Bases 324 to 1967 code for a protein of 547 amino acids. The transcript has 7 exons. Lineage: Eukaryota; Fungi; Ascomycota; Sordariomycetes; Xylariales; Hypoxylaceae. Gene Ontology annotation, molecular function: RNA helicase activity; ATP binding; RNA binding. Gene Ontology annotation, cellular component: cytoplasm; ribonucleoprotein complex; nucleus.